AUGAGCGACUCAGCAGACGGCCCUCCCCUUUUCCGACCAAUUCCCCGGCGGCCGUUCGUCUUUGACCUCAGAAGCUCUACGCCCCAGAGCAUAACGCCCCCCAAGGACGACGACGACAGCGAUGGCGAGGAGCAGCGGGUCGUAGACGAAAUCCUCCUCGACCGCUUCCGCCGCGACCUGAUCAAGGCCGGCUUCGUCGGCUCGCGACCGUCCAACGACUCUCCUCCCGACUCCCCCUCGCUCCUCACCCAGUCGCACUCCAUCGCGGACCUCAAUUCGUCGACGCUGGCGGGGAUUUACGAUUGCUCGGAUCAGGAAGACGUUUUCAAUGGCGCGGACGACGAGGAGGAACUGCGCAACCCAUGGGGAACGGGCGCCGAGUCUCCGGUAAAGCGCCGAGACAGCCUCAGCCGCGGUACAUACGAGCUCAUGCGCGACCGGUCGAGACGGCAAUCAUAUGCCAGCGCCGAUUCGAAUCGAUCAAAGCAGCAGCCCUCGAGUCCCGCGUCCAGGGCGGCGUGGCUGGCUUCCCGCGCUCUGGUCCUGUUUGUGCUGGGAGCCGGAUACGGGGUGCUCGUCACGCAUCUGCACCAGGAGCAAGGCCUUCUUCAGCUGCCCGAUGCCGGCACCAGCAUGCCACAAUACAACGGCUCAUAUACUGCCAUGUGGGGGUUUGCAUUGGCCGGCGUUGCCAUGGGCGCGCUGCAGCCGUGGGUGGAUGACGAGUGGGACAGACUGUUUGGCAGCAGUCAAGACCAAGAGCCGGAGAUAGACUCUGCCGAGUCCCUGUCAGAUGAUACCGAGAAGCUGGAGACGGACUGGACGCUUGUGAUGAGGGCAGUCGGCGUGUUUGCCGGCGUCGCCUUUGCAGUGCGUCGCCUGGCGUGGACAUCGAGCACCCAGGUUUUGAUCGCCAUGGCGCUGGUCAAUGUCUUUCUCUGGUGGCUCAUUGACCGAACCAUGGCCGCGCUGGUCGUGUCCACCGUCGUCGGCGCCGUGGGGACCCUGUUUCUGCUGAGUGUCAGUCCAGACGUGAUCCGGGCUCCGUCAACAACGUUUAUCGCGCAGACUCACAACGUCUCUUCCGUCGAGCCGCCCGCCGAGCCGGCGCCACUUCUGGGCGGAAUCGCCAACCCGGAGACUGUUGAGGCGGGCAUCUGGAUCCUCAGCGUGCUGUUCUGCACCUGCCUCUGUUUUGGCAACAUUGGCCGAAGGUUGGCGAGGGGCAAACCAAGGGGUCGCUGGGACAGGCAAGAUGCGAUCAGCCGAUAG
This is a messenger RNA of Trichoderma citrinoviride, 1272 nucleotides long. RefSeq lists its product as hypothetical. Gene Ontology annotation, cellular component: endoplasmic reticulum. The transcript has 2 exons. The record is from RefSeq and is a predicted model, not a curated record. Lineage: Eukaryota; Fungi; Ascomycota; Sordariomycetes; Hypocreales; Hypocreaceae. The coding region runs from base 1 to 1272 and encodes 423 amino acids. Gene Ontology annotation, biological process: sterol biosynthetic process.